GUAGAGGGGGUUUGCCAAACUGUUAGGGAGCAGCUGCUCAUGUCAUGAAUAGAAUGGGAAGCGACUGAGUUCAUGUAGGGAACACUUGCAUAACAACUGCGGAGCUUUUAAGUGUUUUAAAGAAAAUGGGGGAUAAACUAGACGUCCCCGUCAGUCGUAAAAGGAGAACCCCUAUUUCAGGAGGGGGGUCAAGUUUGAAAACGAAUGGGUUCAAGAAGUCUGGUGGCGCAGAAAAUAAAGAUGAAAGCACGACCCACAGAAUCAUUAACAAGACAAACCCUGAGAAAACAGCACAAGCGCCAGCCACCGUGAAGCCGGUGUACGACAAACUUCGCUGCCACAGGCUGCAAGAGUCCCUGCUCAGCUCAGCCAGUGGUUACAGCAACUACAGGGGUAUUCUCAACUGGUGUGUGGUCAUGCUGGUCUUGAGCAAUGCACGCCUUUUCUUAGAAAACCUUAUAAAGUAUGGCAUAUUGGUGGAUCCAAUCCAAGUGAUUUCACUCUUCCUAAAGGACCCAUAUAGCUGGCCUGCCAUGUGCCUUGUUAUUGUGUCCAAUGUAUUUAUACUAGCGGCUUUGUACAUAGAGAGAAAACUGUCAGUGGGUUUUGUCUCAGAGAGGGUUGGUUUUUUGCUUCACUUCUUCAACCUCUCCAUGAUCCUCUGCUUCCCUGUGGCUGUUGUAUUGAUGGUCAAUUCCAUGACUCCAGUUGGCGGUGUGUUUGCACUGGCAGUCUACACCAUCCUGUUCCUCAAGCUGUACUCCUACAAAGAUGUGAAUAAGUGGUGCAGAGAAAUCAGACAUGCUAAAGCUCGCACUCUGGCCCGAUCACAGUCAUUCCCCACGGCCCACAAAGCUAAUGGUGAUGCAGUACAGGCCCACGUGACGUAUCCAGGAAACCUCAAACACAGAGAUUUAUAUUACUUUGUGUUUGCGCCAACUCUCUGCUAUGAGCUCAGUUUUCCUCGGUCCCCUCGCAUACGCAAGCGCUUUCUGCUACGGAGGCUUUUUGAGAUGCUUUUCUUUAUACAGCUGCUGGUGGGAUUAAUACAACAGUGGAUGGUUCCAACAAUUCAAAAUUCUAGGAAGCCAUUUAAGGACAUGAAUUAUUCAAGGCUUAUAGAGCGUCUCUUGAAGCUUGCUGUCCCCAAUCACUUAAUCUGGCUGAUGUUCUUCUAUUGGUUUUUCCACUCGUCAAUGAAUUUCGUGGCUGAGCUCAUGCAGUUUGGAGACAGGGAGUUCUACAGAGACUGGUGGAACUCAGAAACUGUUACCUACUUCUGGCAGAACUGGAAUAUUCCCGUCCACAAGUGGUGCAUUAGACACUUCUACAAGCCUAUUCUGAAGAGAGGCACGAGUAAAUGGGCAGCACAGACAGCAGUUUUCCUGGCUUCAGCUUUCUUUCACGAGUAUUUGGUCAGUGUUCCCCUGAAGAUGUUCCGACCAUGGGCGUUCAUGGGCAUGAUAUCUCAGGUUCCCCUGGCCUGGUUUGUGGGCAGGUUUCUGAGAGGCAACUAUGGCAAUGCUGCAGUCUGGAUUUCCCUCAUCAUCGGGCAACCUAUCGCAGUGCUGAUGUAUGUUCAUGACUACUACAUCCUGAACUACGAGGAAACCCCAGCGGCAGGAAUGGCUUGAGAGCCAUAAAUAGGAAAGAGAAAUAGGGGUUAAGGACUCGGAACAUGGGUGCAAGAACAAUAAUGCUUUUGUAUAUUUUCUAUUUUAUACGGGGGGAGGGGGGGGGGGUAAAUCACCAUGGAUAUUUUUGGUGUAAACAUGCCAUCCUUUCAAAGAUUAGCAUCAAUGGAACACAGUGGGUACAUAUUUGUUGAGAUGGAUAGUUGGGAAGUCCUCAUGUCUCAGCAAAUGGUUCUCUUGAAUGUGACCCUGUUCAUGUGGAAAUAAGCACUAGAAGAUGGCAGUUAGAGUUUUUCAUGACUUUCCUGUUUGAUUUACUUCUGUCGUGCUGUAAACACUUCCGAGCCAAAGCAAGCUGUUGGUGCGUCUGUCUGUAUUUUUAUGGGGGUUUUUUUUGGUUAUUUUUACUACUUUGAUUGAAAUGAUAAGUGCCCUUGUUAAAGCUUAGAACUUUCUACACAUGAAUCUGUUUCUUUUUAUAUAGUUUAAAACACUGCCUUUUGAAAUGCAGUCUCAGGAUGGAGGAACAUAUCCAUAAAGGAUGUGGGGAGUCUGUAUAUGUGUGGUAUACUGUACCUAAAGUGGAAAGCUGGCAGUACUGACACCAGCGUUCCUUUGAUAAUUGUUGUUGCAGGAAUGCUGGUUGCUGGCAGGUUUGAUUGGUGUGAAUACUGUCAUCCACUUCACAUUCUGGUGCCCGACACUGGAAAUGUGCAUCUUGUUAAUUACCAGCCUUUACUUGUUUUCUUGUACAUUAUUACCCCAAGAAAGUUGUGAUGACCUCAGUGGUUUUAUUCUGACAGAAUGGCUAAGAAUAUUCACCACAAUAUUCCAUCUAAAAAUGUAAGUCUGGUACACUUCAAGGUAUGGUUUACAGUAGUGUCUCUCUAAUAAGAACCCUUGUUAGUAAGAACUGACCUUUAAUCCAAACAAGAAUAUCAGGUGAAAUACUUGCUGAUACAGCUGUAGAAAUGAUCAUACUUCACGAGAAGAUGUAAAUCAUUUACAACUAUUGUUUUUUUAAAUGUUUAUUACUGAUUUUGAGUGACUAUAAACUGGGAAUAAAAACCAUAAAACAAACACUAGGCAAGGUUUUUACAUUUUUUUAAAUUUAUUAUUAUGAUACAGAGUUAUAAUCAGUAUUCCAAACAAUCUGUCGGGUCCGGUCCAGUACACAAUUGGGUCUCCUGUACUUGAAUUUGCUGUAGAGUAUGAGUGAGGAACAGAAACACACAACACUGUAGACUGUUCAGAGUUUUUUGUCAUUGUGGAUAAGACACUUGGUUUUCCACAAACGAAUGAAAGUAACGCACAAGUAUCUUCCACAUCAUACAAUGUGAAAUCGCCAAAGUGAUGGCAAUACAUACAUGCAUGCAGAAGUCAACAUUGAGUCGCUAAGAUGGUUUUGCAUUUCCAGGAGGUCAGAAUGAAAUGUGAAUUCAGUCGCCACCGCUUAGAACGGGUGCCUUUGUGUUAACGUGAUUCACCUGCAGUAAGUGAUUGACGGUAUAAACUCCCUCACAGUAACCUGAAUUUCAAAGUGCCCCCCAAUCACUAGUACAGUAAUCAGUACAAAAAAGCUUGUGUGCGGUUCAAAAUCUUUAUUAAGACAGGCAUUACACUAAUAAAAAAAAGUAUUAAAACCUAUGAAUGUAAUAAAAAGUAAGUGCAAAAAACUAAUGCAAGAGCAGAAAUGUACAGAACAGGCUGCAUUACUGCAAACUGCUUCCAACGAAGGGCUCUGAGAUGCAGAUCUGAACAAUUUUUUUUGCAUUUUCUAAAGAAUCCCAGUUCGGCUCUAUAUCCAGAUUCCUUAAGAUGUGUGGGUAUUGAAAAAGUAUCAGUUGGUAGAAGAGACUCUUAGAACGGGAAUCUUUCUGGAUACAAACCCUAAACACAAUGACACCUAAUGGUAUGAAUCAAGAGUUUGAUUGAACUUCCUUUUUGGGUUGAUUAAUGUGAAAGAUAUAAUACACUGGCAUUUUAAAUCAUUGCUCUGAUCAAUUAUGUCUUUCCCUGAAAUGAUUUGAUUGUUAAUUGGACACACCAGUAUCCAACCAUGAUUGUUUGCUUUCUUUUAAACAUGUCUGUUAUUUUUGUUCUCU
Messenger RNA from Polyodon spathula (Mississippi paddlefish), 3739 nucleotides. Its product is annotated as diacylglycerol O-acyltransferase 1-like. Gene Ontology annotation, molecular function: diacylglycerol O-acyltransferase activity. Gene Ontology annotation, cellular component: endoplasmic reticulum membrane. NCBI's taxonomy places the organism in Eukaryota, Metazoa, Chordata, Actinopteri, Acipenseriformes, Polyodontidae. The coding region runs from base 126 to 1634 and encodes 502 amino acids. Gene Ontology annotation, biological process: triglyceride biosynthetic process. The transcript has 17 exons. The record is from RefSeq and is a predicted model, not a curated record.